Messenger RNA from Prinia subflava (tawny-flanked prinia), 1616 nucleotides. It is a transcript of the gene PAIP2, whose product is annotated as poly(A) binding protein interacting protein 2. Gene Ontology annotation, cellular component: cytoplasm. The record is from RefSeq and is a predicted model, not a curated record. The coding region runs from base 187 to 570 and encodes 127 amino acids. Gene Ontology annotation, molecular function: mRNA regulatory element binding translation repressor activity. The transcript is spliced from 4 exons. Gene Ontology annotation, biological process: negative regulation of translational initiation. Lineage: Eukaryota; Metazoa; Chordata; Aves; Passeriformes; Cisticolidae.
GAGAGGGCGGAGCCGGCGGUGCCUAGCGUUGGCGGAAGUGACGUCAGGUCCGGCGGUGUGUGGCGGAGCGGGGCGGGCCGGGCCGAGCGCGGAACGGAGCGGGACCGGUGGGGUCCGGGCGGGUCACGGCGGAGCGGCGGCUCCUCUGCGCACCGCAGUUGCAGGUUUGGGAUCGGAGUGGCAGCCAUGAAGGACCCAAGUCGCAGCAGUACCAGCCCCAGCAUCAUCAGCGAGGAUGUGAUCAUCAACGGGCACUCCCACGAGGAUGACAACCCCUUUGCCGAGUACAUGUGGAUGGAGAACGAGGAGGAGUUUAACAGGCAGAUCGAAGAGGAGUUGUGGGAAGAAGAAUUCAUCGAGCGCUGUUUCCAGGAGAUGCUGGAAGAGGAGGAGGAGCAUGAAUGGUUUAUUCCAGCCCGUGAUCUCCCACAAACAAUGGAUCAAAUCCAGGACCAGUUCAAUGACCUUGUUAUCAGUGACAGCUCAUCGCUGGAGGAUCUGGUGGUCAAGAGUAAUCUGAAUCCAAAUGCGAAGGAGUUUGUUCCUGGGGUGAAGUAUUUAAACAUUUGAGUAGACUGGGCCCUCUUUUGGUGGAUGUAGCACAAUUUCCACACUGUGAAGCCAGUAUUAGAAGAUUUAAUUGUAAAAGCUCUCUCUUCUUGUCACUGUGUUACACUUAUGCAUUGCCAAAGUUUUGUUAGUCUUGCAUGCUCAAUAAAAGUGCUGAGACUGUUAUUAAGUAAAUCUGUCAAAAGUUUAAUGGAAACAUAAUUGGGCCCUGGCUCUGUGCGAAGGAGGCAGUGAGGUAAGAAGCACCAGUCAAGUUGAGACAAAGUACCAUGUUAAUAAAACCUUCUGCAGACUCUGAUUUUUAAAACAGGACUUGGAAUUUGCGGUGAAUGGUCUGUUUUUAACUAAAGAUGAGUUAACUGGUGCUAGCUUGCACCUGAUAAUGCCUUAACUUCCAAGUGAAAGUGAGGAGAUCUGAUUGUUAUGCAAAUUAGCUAACUUUCCUUUGAGGUAUCAGUGUUGUUACUAAUGUUAAUUUCCCCCUUUACAAAACAUCAUGAUCCUGGAAGCAGCGUGAGCUUAAGCCAAAUCUCACAGACCUGUACAGAGUCGUAGAUCUCAGCUCCUGCACUAACAUCCGGACGAUUGAGAGGAAGCAGUUCCCUGUCCUUUGCAGUGUGUGAUCAUGUCAGAAACCUUCCCUUCCCGUGCUGUUAGGGAGGUGUGAGAUCCAUCUCAGUUCCUGCCAGGAACAGGCCCCUACAUAGCACUGCCUAUGGAACCCUCAGCAUCCGACUUCCCACAGCUGGAUUUAACCAGGCAAACCCCCCCAGCAUUAGUGAUUUGAGUGGUGCUUUUCCCUUGCUUUGUUUAAUCAUCACUACACAAUAGUCUACAGCACAACAACUUUUCUGUUUUUUUGGUUUUUUGUUUUUUUUUUUUUUUUCUUUUAAUAAAGCUAGAACAGUUUUGGCUUCUUAAACUUCAUAUUUGGGUAGGUUAAGCUGCCAUACGUGUUCAGUGUGAAUAGUGUUUAAGUUGAAAAUAUUGUAAAAAAAUUAUAUUUUUUCAAAAAUAUUUAAAAAAAUAAAUAAUAGUAGAACUGA